AUGUCUCUCCGGCCGUCAAUAAGCUUGACGAGACGCUGUCUCUUCAGCUUGUCAUCAACAUCCAGGCGAACUUUUGCUCAACAGACACGGCAGACUCGACCUCCGCCUCCUCCGCCCUUUCAGACCGUCGCAACAUGUCCGGAGCCGACAUGCGGAUGCGCAGCUACUCCUGCUAUGCCAGAGGAUCUUCCUCUGGACCGUGAGGGGCCUCUCAAAGGCGCAAUUGCUGGGUAUGCAGAGCAUGUACUAGUGUGUACAGGAAAUGCAGAUUGGCCAUCGAGAAUAGAGGAUGAUAAUGGCGGCGAUUGCCUCGCUGCAGAUCUGAAAGAGUUAUUUGGACGUGGAGGGACUUACAGCGAUCCUUUUCAUAAUGUCUCUGUUCUCAACUCGUCGUUUCCAAGCUCUGUUUCACCACGUCCUGAGGUUCAGACCACGUCCGUAUAUUUAGUCCCAAGCUUCAAAUACGUCCCUUUUCUACCGCGGGUAUCGUUUGAUAGUGUAGAAGCACUAGCAAAGGGUUUUCUUCUCCCCAAGAAGCUUCACCCUGCACAUGAAGGUCUCUCACCUAUACAUCGGGAUCGCUUGACCCGCAAAGAAGGGUACCAGGGACUUCUACCAGGCGUUCAAGAUGUUCGCGAUGUUUUGGUCUUGAUAUGUGGACAUACAGGCCGUGAUGCUAGAUGCGGUAUCAUGGCGCCUGUUCUGCAAACUGAGUUCGAGGACAAGUUGGAAAUGGAGGGUUUUGACGUUUUGUAUGGACCCGUGCAAGUCAAUCUCGGCGACAAACAAAGAAUACAGGGAGAGACUGGUCGAGGCAAGACUACAGCUAGAGUUGGUUUGAUCAGUCAUAUCGGGGGUCAUAAGUUUGCUGGCAACGUCAUCAUUUAUCUCCCUCCAGACCUGAAGAUGGGCAAUGAGCCUCAUCCUUUGGCUGGAUGUGGAAUUUGGUACGGAAGAGUUGAUCCAAAGAAUGUGGAAGGUAUCGUAAAAGAGACUAUUCUGAAGGGAAAUGUGGUUGCGGAUAUGUUUAGAGGAGGUAUUGAUGCUGAGCAUAAGAUGUUGAGGAUGUAA
Fusarium proliferatum ET1 is the source of this 1071-nucleotide messenger RNA. RefSeq lists its product as uncharacterized. The transcript has 2 exons. The record is from RefSeq and is a predicted model, not a curated record. NCBI's taxonomy places the organism in Eukaryota, Fungi, Ascomycota, Sordariomycetes, Hypocreales, Nectriaceae. Bases 1 to 1071 code for a protein of 356 amino acids.